AUGAGAAAUAAACACAUUUAUCUAAAAACAUUAUUAAUUUUAUUCGCUUUUAUAAUACAAAAUGAUUCAAUGGUUAAAGCACAAUUCGAACCUUUGGCAAAACUUUGGGGAGUAGAAAAUAAAAAAGUACCAGAGCUAUUAGACAGAGAGGCAAAAUUAAUUAUGAUAGAUGGUAAAUUACAACCAUUAUUAAAUAAUUUAUAUUUUGGAGGAACAUAUGUAGAUGUAAAGACGAAUAAAAUAAAUAUUAAUACGGUGGACCUAUCUAAGAUCGAAGAAGUGAGAAACUCUUCACAAAUAAAAGAAUAUAAAAAAUAUUUAAGAUUUAAGAAAGCAACAAACUCCUGGUCUCAAUUAAAUUCUACAUUCGUCCAAAUAGAUAAAUUAAUACAAAAAUUUAAUAUAAUUAAUAGCAUAAUUAGUAUCGAACCCGAAGUUAAUAAUGUUGUUAUAUAUUUAAAAGAUAAGAAUGAUCCAAAGAACAAAGAGUUUAUUAAAAGUGUUAAAAUUUUCAAACCGAAUAUAGUCUACUUAUCUAAAAAAGAAAAAAGAAAAGUGGUAUUAAAUUCAUUCGAAUCAUCCACUUUAUUAGAAAAGAGACAAAUCAAUACAAUUAUACUUGGCGGAGAUGAAAUUGUCAAUUGGUUUGGAUCUAAGCCUUUAAGAUGCAGUGCAG
Molecule: messenger RNA, 676 nt
Organism: Racocetra persica
Lineage: Eukaryota; Fungi; Glomeromycota; Glomeromycetes; Diversisporales; Gigasporaceae
Source: the annotation of a GenBank genome assembly